AUGAUCAUCGGUCAGACCGAUGAAUGCCCAGAUUCCGUCCGAGCCUUGAAAAAGCGAGCGCGUCAGAUCUGUAACGUUCGGGCGAUUUCCGAAGAGGAAGAGUUGAGCACAGACCCCAUCGCGUUCACAGCAAAAGACGCCAAGGGGAUCCACCACCCUCAUAACGACCCCUUGGUGGUGGAAAUCAGGAUGGACGAGUUCGACGUAGAACGCGUCUUAGUGGACACCGGUAGCACGGUCAACGUCCUGUUCUCGCAAACACUGGAGAAAAUGGGUGUCACGCCGGAGCAAAUCAAACCAGGAGGCAGGAUGCUGACUGGAUAUGAUGGCGUAGCCAAAACGUCGAUGGGCGACGUAAAGCUGCAAGUCCAAGCUGGUGGCGUAACACGCAAAACCAAGUUCGUGGUCAUAGACGCCCCACCAAUUUACAACGCCAUCUUAGGCUCACCCUGGAUUUAUUCCAUGCAGGCAGAUGAGGAUCAUUCCGUCGAUCCUCAUAAACCGGAGCGAGAUCAGCUAAAGGCCACGGGAUGCCAAAUCAUACAAGUCAACAUCGACGGAACAAACCCCUCCCAGACGGUUGGAAUUGGGGCCGAACUCGACGAAAAACUCAAGACCGAGCUGGUAGCGUUCCUAAGAUCGCGAUCCAAGACGUUCGCUUGGUCCACUAAAGAUAUGGUAGGCAUCGAUCCGUCAGUCACAUGCCAUAAAUUGAAUACCGAUCCCACCUUCAAACCAGUCCGGCAGAAACGACGACGUCCCGGCGCCGAUCAAGCAAAGGCAGUGCAGGACGAAGUCGAGCGACUUCUGAAGGCCGAUCAGAUAAUGGAGGUACAAUACCCCGACUGGCUGGCUAAUCCGGUGGUGGUCAAGAAAAAGAACGGCAAAUGGCGAGUCUGCGUUGACUUCACCGAUCUCAAUAAGGCAUGUCCCAAGGAUUGCUUCCGGUUACCUCAUAUCGACCAACUCGUGGAGGCCACAGCGGGCAACCAACUCCUCUCAUUCAUGGAUGCGUUCUCUGGAUAUAACCAGAUCGCAAUAAGCCCAGCCGAUCGCGAGAAAACCGCGUUCAUCACCGAUAGAGGAACCUACUGCUACAAGGUGAUGCCAUUCGGCCUGAAAAACGCAGGGGCGACCUACCAACGCCUGGUCAACACGAUGUUCGCCGACUUGUUAGGGAAGACGAUGGAGGUCUACAUUGACGACAUGCUGGUCAAAUCCCUUAUAGCAGACCAACACGUCCAGCACCUCGCCGAAUGCUUCGACAUCCUAGACCGAUUCCAGAUGAAGUUAAAUCCCACCAAGUGCACCUUUGGGGUUACCUCGGGGGAAUUCUUGGGAUAUAUCGUCACAGAACGCGGAAUCGAGCUUCUUCGGGGUAAUAAGGACUUUCAUUGGGACGACGCCUGUGAAGCCGCCUUCGGACAGCUUAAGCAGUACCUGACCAAUCAGCCUGUGCUCGUGAAGCCCGAGGAAGGAGAAACGCUAUACCUUUACGUCUCUGUCUCCAGCUUGGAGGUAAGCGGAGUACUAGUCCGAGAUGACCGCGGCGAUCAGCGACCGAUAUUCUACAUAAGCAAGGCUCUCAACGACACGGAAACACGCUACCCAACCUUGGAAAAACUCGCCCUCGCCUUGAUCGUCGCCGCUCGGAAGCUACGACCUUACUUCCAGUCGCACUCCAUUGUCGUAUUAACCGACCAGCCGCUCAGAACGGUCCUUCACAGCCCCCUUCAGUCCGGACGAAUUGCAAAGUGGGCAAUCGAGCUAAGCGAGUACGAUACCGAACUAUCCCCUGACCUCGAAGAGACCAUACCUAAGGAUGAACCCUGGACUUUGUUCACCGACGGCUCCUCUUCCAACCAAGGAUCCGGCGUCGGGAUUAUACUCCGAUCUCCAACAGGCGAAGUCCUCGAGCAAGUAAUAAAACUCGGCUUCAAAGCAUCAAACAAUGAGACUGAGUACAAAGCCGUCGUAGCUGGAUUACGACUAGCUCAAGGCCUGGGAGUAACGAGCAUCCAAUUUUUCUGCGAUUCCCAGUUUAGUGGAGAGUACGGCGCUAAGAACGGACGCAUGGAGGCAUAUCGCCAGUUACUCCGGACUCUCUCCGCACAGUUCACCUCUUUCGAACUAAUCAAAGUCCCGAGGAGCGAAAACGCGUCAGCAGAUGCCCUCGCCGCCCAGGCAAAUUGUUCCGACCCGAGUCUGCAACGAACGAUCCUGAUCGAGUGUAUCGAAGCUCCUAGCAUCGACCACGCCGAAGUGGCAUACGCCAUCAGCGACGCCGCAGACCCAAUAAACGUUGACCCACCUGUCCAGGAGCCCGUGGAAGUAAUACAACCGUCGGAUGAUUGGCAGCUCGAAAUAAAAAAGUACAUCGAGGACAGCAAAGUCCCAGAGGAUCGCUGGCAAGCUCGCCGGUUGAAAGCUCGAUGCGCACACUACGCCAUUAUGGGAGGUAGCCUCUUCCGACGCAGUUCGUCCGGAGUCCUUCUCACCUGCGUCGACCGAGAGGAAGCAGAACGAAUAAUGACAGAGGUCCACGAAGGUGAUGGCGGAAACCACUCCGGAGGGCGUGCACUCGCGCUGAAAAUCAAGAAGGAUGGACAUUACGAGCCUUGCCAACGCCACAGACAGAUGAAACAUGUACCUCCCGAGCUGCUAAGCACCGUCACUGCACCGUACCCCUUCAUGCAUUGGGCGAUGGACCUCGUCGGCCCAUUACCCCCAUCGAGGUCGAAGAAGUUCCUCCUGGUCCUGACCGAUUAUUUCACCAAAUGGGUGGAAGCAGAAUUAUUCACCAAGAUACAAUCGCUGGACGUCACCAACUUCAUCUGGAAAAACAUUAUCUGUCGCCAUGGGCUCCCUUACGAGAUCGUCACCGAAAACGGGACACAGUUCACGUCGAUGAUCACCAGACGCUUCUUAGGCAAAUGGGGAAUACGCUUGAGCACCUCGACCCCCCGAUAUCCUCAGGAAACGGCCAAGCCGAGGCGACCAACAAAACCAUCAUAG
This is a messenger RNA of Camelina sativa (false flax), 3015 nucleotides long. NCBI's taxonomy places the organism in Eukaryota, Viridiplantae, Streptophyta, Magnoliopsida, Brassicales, Brassicaceae. The record is from RefSeq and is a predicted model, not a curated record.